Episyrphus balteatus (marmalade hoverfly) is the source of this 1402-nucleotide messenger RNA. RefSeq lists its product as uncharacterized. Lineage: Eukaryota; Metazoa; Arthropoda; Insecta; Diptera; Syrphidae. The transcript has 7 exons. The coding region runs from base 1 to 1098 and encodes 365 amino acids. Gene Ontology annotation, biological process: sodium ion transmembrane transport. Gene Ontology annotation, cellular component: membrane. Gene Ontology annotation, molecular function: ligand-gated sodium channel activity. The record is from RefSeq and is a predicted model, not a curated record.
AUGACUGUUCAGGAAAAAAUAGAGCUUUUUGACUUCUUGGAAUCCUUGGCUAAUUCUUCUUACUUUAAUUUUAUGGAUAUAAAAGUUGCUCCAAGCAUUGAGAAGCACAAUAUCGACCCAAUGGACUACAUGAACAUCAUUUACAAUCUCACUGAAAACUACCUUCUAGUGUCAGAAAAAAGUAUUCGCCUCCAUGCUAUAAUCAAUCUUUGGCUUGUACACAGUCAGCAAAUUUUAACCGAGUGGGGAAUAUGUUACUCUACUAACAAUUAUUUAAUAGAUGAGUUAUCUACAAGUAAUCUGCUGUAUGGUAAAAAACCACCUAAAAAUCCGUAUGAGGAUACAACCGAAUUGUAUCAGACGGUCAGUAUGAAUGUGUUUGAUCAAGACGAUACACUUUCUUUUACGGGAUUUAAAGGUCCAAUCGUGGUCUAUGUUCAUGGAGCGCACGAAGUAAUGAAUUUCGAAAGACGAAUGGGAGCAACUUCAAUACCUAUCGAGUGUAUAGGUAAACUUUACGAUAUCACCGCGUCUGAUGAUUUUGGAAAGUCUACCACAAUUGAGCAGAGAAAAUGUCGGUUUCCACAUGAAUCGAACUUGGCCCACUUCCCCAUCUACACAAGAAAUCUCUGCCAACAAGAGUGUCGAAUAAACUUAGCUUAUAAAUUGUGCAAAUGUAUUCCACAUUUUUAUCCAAACCGAGGAGCAUUAAAGCCAGUUUGUCAUUACACGGUUUUGAAAGAAUGUCUCUCUAAGUAUACCGGAGUAUUCGAAAAUAUUAACCAAAUAAAAAACCUCUCAUUGGAUAUCAAGUGUAACUGCUUACAGAACUGCAGAAGUUCAGAAAUUCUGGAAAAAAUAUUUAGCCCCAUACCUACAACUGAAGUUCUUAUGAAAAAAAAUGGAAUUAUCAUUAUGAUGAAAUCUAAUCCAAAAAUCAGAUACAGAAGACAAAUCAUUUUUACACUAACUGAUUUACUAGUAUCUAUUGGCGGAACUGCUGGUUUUCUUCUCGGAUCUAGCGUUUUAAGUGCAGUGGAGAUUAUAUACUAUUUCACGGUUCGUCUACUCUGGCAUUGCUUUGGUUUGAAGGAAUAGGUCUCACAUGAAAUUCAAACAAACAAUCUUAUAUUAAUGUUAAUUAAAAAGUUUAGCUCCAAUUUAUAUUAUAAGAUCCAGUUAUGGUAAUUUUUGACAGAGUUGCUUAAAUAAGUAUGACCCAACCAAUAUCCUAAUUGUUUUUUUGGGUUUUUUUGGACCAUUUUUGAAAGCGGAUAUUUUUGGCUCCAAGAUUUUCGAAAUCGGCUCCUUGCCUCGAAAAUAUUCUGGCAACACUGGACUGUGCGUCAAAUUCUCAUACCUACUUUUAAUUGAAUUUUGCAAAGAAAUACAACCACAUUGA